AUUAGGUGAAAUUUAGAACAAAAUCAAAAUGCUUUCUAUUAAGGACGGAAGGGUGUGCUGGUUGACAGAAUUUAGUUUUUGGAAAGCCCAACCCACAACAACUGGACUGGGCCUUUCACUUUGAGGGUGGUCUGGUGACACUCUGGUUAGCAGGUCGCUUUCCCGUCGACCAAACGUCCGGUGCCACGUUGGCUCUCCUUCUAAUAUUUCUGGUUCCUCAUUAACUGACUCCACCACCACAGGCAACCAACCAUCUCCACCGGCACCCUCCGACGCCUCCUGAUUUCCGAUUUCACUCCACACCCACUCACACUGACACUGUGCUCUCGAAAUAAACAAGGUUUUUUUUUUUCCGGCUAAUAAUGAUGGAAGCCCAUCCCUCCUCCUCCUCCUCAGACGACGAAGAAGAUCGCCGCCAUCUGAUUGAGCAGAACGACAGAAGAAACCGUCCCCACUCGCCCGCCGCCACAUUCGAGCUUGAGAAAUCCCGAUUCCACACCCCCAAUUUCAACCACAUUAACAAGAGGUACUUAUUCGCCUUUCUUCUACUUCCUUUGUUCAUCCUCAUCCUCUACUUCUCCACCGACAUUAAAGAUCUCUUCCAAACCUCCUUAACUAGUAGACCCGAAUCUUCCUCUAUUAUCAGCCGGAUGCGGGAAUCCGAGCUUCGCGCCCUUUACCUUCUCAGACAGCAACAAUCAGGCCUCCUCCAGCUUCUGCCCCAUACUGAUAACAAUAAUACCGACUUUACUUCUGCUUAUAAUGUUACUUAUUCUGAUCUGCUCGCUCAUAUUUCUCUGAACAAGCAAAUUCAGCAGGCUUUGUUGUCUUCCCAUCAGCUGGGUGCAGACCUCUUUACUCUUAAUGGGUCUGAUUCGGGUCCCAGUAGUUUGUUUAGGUGCGGGAAGGUGGAUCAGAGUGUUAAUUCUUCUGAUAAGCGCAGGUCUGUGGAGUGGAAUCCCAAACCGGAUAAGUAUUUGUUUGCUGUGUGCGUUUCGGGUCAGAUGUCUAACCAUUUGAUUUGUUUGGAAAAGCAUAUGUUUUUUGCUGCUUUGUUGAAUCGAGUUUUGGUCAUUCCCAGUUCUAAAGUUGAUUAUGAGUUCCAUAGGGUGUUGGACAUUGAUCACAUUAACAAGUGUUUAGGGAGGAGGGUGGUGGUUACUUUCGAGGAGUUUGAGGAGGCGGAAAGGAAGAAAAAGAGCAAGGUUCAUAUUGAUAAGUUUAUAUGUUACUUCUCGUUGCCGGAUUUGUGUUACAUGGACGAUGAGCGUGUGAAGAAGUUGAAGAAUUUAGGCGUUUCAAUGGGCGGCAAGCUUGAAUCUCCUUGGAGUGAGGAUGUGAAGAAGCCGAAGAAGAGAACAGUGGAGGAUGUAUUGUCCAAGUUUUCGUCUGGGGAAGAUGUUAUUGCCAUUGGUGACGUGUUCUUUGCUGAAGUUGAGAGUGAAUGGGUUAUGCAGCCUGGAGGUCCUAUUGCCCAUACGUGUAAAACCCUUAUUGAACCAAGUCGGCUCAUCAUGCUUACUGCCCAGCGUUUUGUGCAGACGUUUUUGGGAAGGGAUUUUGUGGCUCUUCAUCUUCGCCGACAUGGUUUCUUGAAGUUCUGCAAUGACAAACAACCAAGUUGUUUCUACCCCAUUCCUCAAGCUGCCGAUUGCAUCAAUCGGGUCCUAGAACGAGCAAACACCCCAGUGAUUUAUCUUUCCACAGACGCUGCAGAAAGUGAAACUGGUUUGUUACAGUCACUGCUUUUCAUUAAUGGGAAGACAGUGCCCCUUGUAACGAGGCCUGCACGCAAUUCUGCAGAGAAAUGGGAUGCUUUACUGUACAGACAUGGCCUCGAGGGUGAUUCUCAGGUGCGUGUGCUGAUGGCUUGUGAUUUUAGUUUAUUUGUUUGUAAUUUAUUUAGUCUUAUAAUACAUGCAUAGCCUUUACAUAAAUAGAUCUUUUAUUUUUGAAAAGGUUUGCAUAUGUAGAUACUUGGAGAUUAGAUUAUGGGAUGCAAAAUAAGUUUAUUUAGACCUUUGAACAUUCUUGAAGCCGUGUGUGUGAGGGGUUUUAGUUUGAUUAUAAGUGGAUUGAAGCGUGUUGUAAAUUAUGAAUCACGUCAGACUGAGAAGGAUUAUAUUGUGCUUAUGUUUGUUAGAUGCUGUCCUUUUUGCAUCACAGAUGGUUCCUUCGACUUUGGGUCAUGUAUGUAAACAUAUGAUGUAUUUUCUGUUUCAAAUGUAAAGGUGGAAGCCAUGCUGGAUAAGACUAUCUGCGCUCUAUCAACUGCAUUCAUCGGUUCCCCUGGAUCUACCUUCACGGAAGACAUCCGGAGACUCCGGAAAGACUGGGGAUCAGCAUCAUUGUGCGAUGAGUACCUUUGUCAAGGUGAAGUUCCAAAUUUCAUUGCAGAGGAUGAAAAGGAAAAGACUUAACUGGCUUGUUCAGUUUUCUUGGAUUAGUUGUUGCCUAUGGCUACAAUGGAGGCAAAUGGCCUGGAGAGAGAGAUGUAUGGGAUGAGAAAAUGGUAGUUCUUCCUGUGCUUUAAUCACGGGAUUUCGGCUGCUGCAGAUGAAUUUGACAGUUGACGAUGAUAUUCUUUUUGUUUCAGAUUUGUAUUCUUUUGUAUGUUAAAAGGUUUUAACGAAUAUGUUACUACCAUUUUUGUGUGUAUACCAUCUUCGAGAAUGUACAUGCUUUAACAGAUGUGAGAUGAAUAUGAUAAUAAAACUUGGCUGACACACAUUACGAUUUGUUUGUUUUCUGGCAUCAAUUUUAGAUUCUAAUUGUGUUCACA
Messenger RNA from Oldenlandia corymbosa var. corymbosa, 2782 nucleotides. Lineage: Eukaryota; Viridiplantae; Streptophyta; Magnoliopsida; Gentianales; Rubiaceae. The record is from the annotation of a GenBank genome assembly.